UGAAUCAGACAAAGCUAAUACAUAAAGUCUGCAGGCACAUGUACAGUCUGCACCUGGACUUAAUGCGAUAAAGUGAAGAGGACAAAGUGAUUAUUUGUCUCUGAUGGGUGCAGACGGCUGGUUUAUUUUUGCACAAAUGAUAUAAGAGAUACCGCUGGAUGGACAAGCUAACCACAACCAGGAAUGUUGGGAGUGCUGGAGGCACUGGAGUAAGAGGUGAUUUUUCACUAAGUGCAGGUGAGUCAGGUGGAAGAUCUGCAUCAGGAGGCUCUGGUGUCACAAGCAGCUCUGUGGCGAUAUCAUCCAGAAGCUCCAGUGGAUCUGGACUAAACAGAGGUUCUGGAAGCACCAGCUUCACUAAUGUAGGAGCUGCUGAACCCAUGACAGAGAUUGGGGCAGGUGGAGGAAUGUCCUCCGGCAUGUCUUCUAGUUUUGUGAGUGGUGGCAGAGAGGGGAGAAGGGAUGGAGGUCUCGGUGGUGUUACCACAGUGACCAAGACCAGCUACAGCUCAGGUGGAUCUGGAAAGAGAGGAUCGUCCUCUGCAGCCACUUACUCGCCUUCUGCAAGAGAGAAGAAGAGCACGACCGCGAUGGCAGCAGCUCUCUCCGACGUGUUCGAUGACAGCUCAAGCACAAACUCUUCCCCUGAGUAUAACAGGAAGGUGUACAGCACAUCAACUGCAACUUCAAGUUCUGCCACCAGAGGGAGAACUCGGAGCAGAGAGAGUGAGAUCAGAGCCCGACUUCAGAGUGCUUCUCCACCAGCAAGUUGGACAGAGCUGGACGAUGUGAAGCGUCUGCUGAGAGGAAACCACUCCACCAGCACCAGCCCCACACAGUCCCCCAACAACACACUGCCCAUCCCCAGGAAGGCUGGUGUGGAGGCCAGGACCAUGUCUGAGAGCUCCACGACUACAGAGCACUAUGGCAGCAUUUGGCCUGGAGGAGUAAGCAGCAGUUACAGUUACAGCAGCAACCCAAACAAUCUGUCCACUUCCUCCACUCUUUACCAGUCAGGAGCUCAGAACAACCUGACACUCAGCUCUCCCUAUGUGAGCAGUGGAUUAUCUCCCAGCAGCACUGUGUAUGGUGUUCAGAAUAAUCUGGUCAGUACUAGUCCCACUGCUCUCUCUCCCACUGGCACCAGCACUCAGAUAGUUUAUGGCGUGCAGAAAAAUGUUUCUGGCACUGGAAUAAGCACAACCACAGUGAGGCCCAGCAGUCCCAGCUUUGAUGGAGCUCCAGGCAAAGACUUUAACUUUGUGCUGAUAGAGAAGGAGAACGUGCCCAUCAAAAAGGAGACAGAGAGGCUGGUCAUGACCAAAGACACAGGGAAGCAGUUCAUCAGCUCGGCUGCACCUCUCACUUCUGCUGUGUCCUACUCUGAUGACUCCCUGAAGAAACAGAAGUUAUCAACCAGCACAAUGGACGAACUAGCAGACGCUAAAUAUGAUUCAGCGCUGAAAGUUGCAAAAAAGGACAAGGCCACAUAUGCAGAGAUUCAAAAAGAUGAAUUUGGCUUUGGCUGGUGCUCCUGCUGCAGCUGGUGGAAGUGGCUGUUGGGCCUCCUGCUCGGCCUCCUCCUCCUCCUCGGACUCCUCUUUGGGCUCAUUGCUCUGGGGGAAGAAGUGAAGCGUCUCAAGAACCGCGUCGACGCAUUAGAAGCCAGCGCGGGCACGGCCUCAGCCACGUCCAGCCGAUUGUCAGCCUCCUCAGGCAUCAACAUCGUCGACCCACUGGAGUCGUCGUACAUUGGCAGGAGUUCUGGUGGCCUGACCCGCUCUGACAACACAAUCAACCUGGGAGCUGCAGGGUCAGGAGUGGGUGGUGCAGGCGGGCCAAGACAGGACAGUGCUGUCCUGCAGAGGACCAUUCAGCAGCUGGUCAGGGCUGAACUCCACUCAGAUGCUAUGAGAGAAACACUUACACACGGUCUAAAAGGGGAGAGAGGAGAUUCAGGACCCAAAGGCGACCCAGGGGCGAUAGGACAAAAAGGGGAAAGCGGUUUCCCUGGUCUGCCAGGUCCCCCUGGGCAGAUGGGUCAUUCAGGAUUGGAUGGUGUGAGGGGACCAAAGGGAAGUGCAGGUGAACAAGGUAUUGAGGGACCACCAGGUCAGAGGGGCCGGGAUGGACUGAUGGGCCCCCGCGGAGAGACUGGACCACCUGGUUUUGGAGAGAAAGGAUCUCAAGGAGAACCAGGACGUCCCGGUCUUGCUGGUGUCGUUGGACCUGCUGGGCCAAAAGGUGACGUGGGACAUAACGGUGUGUCAGGAAUCCCCGGUUCUCCUGGUCCAAAGGGUUACCAGGGUGAAGCAGGAGCUCCAGGAGUUAAAGGUGACAGAGGAAGUCCAGGAGUGCCAGGGACCAAAGGAGAGCAGGGAGAGUGGGGUCCACGUGGACCCUCAGGUCAACCUGGACAAAUGGGACCACAAGGCCCUGCUGGACCAAAGGGGGCUAAAGGAAUUACAGGUGACACUGGUUCAAUGGGACUUCCUGGUGUCAGAGGGCCACCUGGACUUCCUGGAGAUGCUGGUCCCUCAGGAACCCCCGGUCUUCAAGGACCCCCAGGCAUUGCUGGGAAUCCUGGACACCCUGGUGCUAAAGGUGAACCUGGUUUGCCUGGUAAAGUCAUCAGUCCAAUUGGCUCUGAUACUGUGGCCAUCCCUGGACCUCCAGGAGCUGCUGGUCCUCCAGGCCCUGCUGGAGCCCCUGGUUUGUCUGGUCCAAUUGGUCCUGCUGGUCUCCCGGGACAACCUGGUCCUAAAGGAGCACAAGGGGAGAAAGGAGACAGGGGAGACAGAGGAGAGAGAGGAGCACAAGGUAAACCUGGUGAGCCCGGCAUCAGCGUCACAAGUUCAGAGACUGUUAGUGCCACCCGAACUGGUCACCUUUCAUCAGCGGGAGGAUGGCCUGGUCCUCCAGGACCUCCAGGUCCUCCUGGUCCUCAGGGUCAUCCUGGAGAGAGCACACAAGGUCCUCCAGGACGCAGAGGUCCUCCAGGAGAGCCAGGCGUUGGCUUUCCUGGACCCCCAGGAGAGAGAGGAGAACCUGGUAGUUUUGUGCCUACAUCAGAAACCUUCUUUGCUGGACCACCAGGACCUCCAGGUCCCCCCGGCCUGCAGGGUUCAGCAGGUGACAGAGGGCCACGUGGUUACCAAGGUGAACCAGGUCAGCCAGGUCUUCCAGGAGAACCAGGUGUUGGUUUCCCAGGUCCGGUUGGAUCUCGGGGCCCACCGGGUCCACCGGGCCCACAAGGUCCUCCAGGACACAGAGGUGAUCCAGGAGCAGCAGGAUUCCCAGGAGCGUCCUCUAGUGAUAGUUCCUUCAGUUCUGGCCUGAGGGGAAGAGAUGAUGUGAGCCAGUACAUUGCUGAUUACCUCCAGAGUAGUCAAAUCAGGGAGUAUCUAGCUGGACCUGCUGGACCUCCAGGGCCUCCCGGUCCUCCGGGAUCCUCAGGUUAUGCAGGGGAUGGAAUGGUGGACAACGUGGCCAAUCAAGUCCUCGCCUACAUCCAAAGUUCAGGUCGAGGAUUUAAUGGGGCUCCUGGUCCUCCUGGCCCCCCAGGUCCUCCUGGUGCCAUCUCUACCAGCGACAUCAUCAACCUACUACAACGAGAGGAUGUGAGGAGAUUUGUUGCUGGUCCACCUGGUCCACCCGGUCCACCCGGACAUCCAGGAACUGGAACCAUUGGCAGCUAUAUCAACAUAGAAAACCAACAGGAGAUUGCUGAAAAGGUGCUCAGCCUCAUGAACGACAGGGGGGUGUUAGGUGUCCCUGGACCACCAGGACCUCCUGGGUCUCCUGGGUCUCCUGGUCUUCCUGGAAACGUGUUAUCAACUGGGUAUCAAACAAUCAUGGGUCCUCAGGGGCCGCCUGGACCUCCAGGUUUCCCUGGUGUACAAGGACCGCCCGGACCUGCAGGACCACCUGGUUCAGUGGGACCUGGGAACUACAUCACCUCAGAUAUUCGUGACUACCUUCAAAGCGUUGCCUUCAGAGGUUCUCAAGGUCGCCCUGACCCCAGUGGUUCUGAGGGCCACGGUGAUGAAAGGACUAGACUGGCUUCCUAUGCUGAACGUGCUGAGAGAGGGUCGCUCACACCUGAACAACAGGAACACUACAAGAGUGGCUCUGUGAGAGGAGCUAUGUUUGGAAUCCCUGGUCCGCCAGGACCUCCUGGACCCCCAGGACACAAGGGAGAGCCAGGUGGGGCUGGUGCCACAGACUGGAACCUGGAUGCUGUUUCCUACUCCAAUAUGGCUGCCAGAGUAGCUGACUACAUUAAAUCCCAUGAUCUGCUCCGUGAUGUUUUGAGAGACUCUGGACGUGUUGUCCAAGGACCUCCAGGACCUCCUGGACUUCCUGGAAUACCUGGCCAAAGCCACAGGGUCAGUUCCCAGGAGAAUAUCGCAGAUGUGGUGGAAUAUCUCAAAUCUGCCGGUGUGCUGCGUGAUAUCGUGAGCGAGUACAACAGUCGAAUCUUUCAAGGACCUCCGGGACCUCCUGGCCCCGCGGGUCCCCCAGGACUCACUCGAUGGUCUGGUUCAUAUGGAAAUGCCACAGAGUUGCUGGAAUACAUCAAAUCAUAUGGCGGGCUUCGUAAUAUCGAGCGGAGUCAUAACGAACGCGCCAUCCAAGGUCCACCCGGAGCACCUGGUCCUCCAGGUCCACCAGGAUACAGCAGAGUGUUUGGUUCCCAUGCAAAUGUCACUGACUUGGUGGAAUACAUCAAAGCUCAUGGAGCCAUUGUAGGAGCACCUGGGAGACCAGGACAGAGAGGGGACAUGGGAUUCCCAGGUCCAAAAGGAGACAGAGGUGAUCAAGGCUUUCCUGGGCCUCGGGGACCCAAGGGACCAAAGGGGGACAGAGGAGAAAUCACAAUGAUGUCUGAAAGGAGGAGGAGUGUUGGUGUGUGAGAGCCACCAUUUACACAUGUGGACCAUUGAAUCAAGUCUGUACUGAGAGGCGUGUAAAUAAAGAUGGUGCAUCGAGCAUGUGGUGACACACACACACACACAAUACUUUUAUAUCCAUUUAAAUUUACUGCUGUCUUCUUAAAAUCACAGACUUCACUGUAGCCUUGAAUUAGCUCGUCUUUUCCACUGUAUUGACGAGUUUUUAUUCAGUGUGUUUCAGUUAAUUUCACGGUGUGGGACUCACUGAACCUUUGUUUGAAUCCAAGAGCAAAACUGUUUAUUUACAGCAAAAUACAAAUCAACAUUACACUGGCAUUCUAAAAACCACACUUUUUAAUGCAUGUUUUUUUUGAAUAUGGAUGCAGAUUUGUUUUUCUGUCAACACAAAAUCAAUUUACAGUUUAAUGAAUCCACAAAUGACUGAUUAUGCUAAUCUUUGCUGAGUAGAGCGGAGUGAGCUGUGGCGUCUGCCACAGUGGGGCAUUUUAUAUAAAUAGCUAUUUUGGUAUGUAUGUUGUGUUUUGGUAUGUAAUAAAUACACGACUGACUUUAAAGACAAUCAGAGAAAAUAUGAUGAUAGAAUUGUGACCAAUCAGAGGUCAAGAGCCAGUCAGCUCAUUUUCUUUUUUCCUUUUUUGCAUCAACUGUAUUAAAUGCAGUAUCACAGAUUUUUCCAGUCGGAAUAAAAAUGUGCACUGUAUGUUUGAAAAAAAGUCAAAUAAAACAAUUCACAAGUUUGA
Molecule: messenger RNA, 5656 nt
Organism: Solea senegalensis (Senegalese sole)
Lineage: Eukaryota; Metazoa; Chordata; Actinopteri; Pleuronectiformes; Soleidae
Product: collagen alpha-1(XVII) chain-like
Exons: 54
Coding region: 159-4916 (1585 amino acids)
Source: RefSeq, a predicted model, not a curated record